AUGCCAAAAGUGGUCCUUGCUUCCCGUGCGCACAAGGCGGAUUCGAUAUUCCUCCGGGAGUGGCUCGUAGAUGCAGUCGUCCCUGCCCUCGAGAGGUCUGGCGCCUGCGCACCGUGGGCAGGCGUGGAGUGCUUCAUUCCUGCCUUACCCCCCGCCACAGCGACAUUAUCGCUCGAACCCACGGUUAUACAAAACCCCAAACGCUUCCUGCGCAUUGUGCGUUUCACGAGAGUGCAUGACUUCGCCGUGUGCGCGGUCGCACGCGACGCUGGCUGUUGCAUCCUUAGUUGAAUUUACGCCCCAUUGUGUCUCCAACUUCGAGCGCCGUUAUCACCAGCGAAUCACGUCCAGCACUGUCAACAGCCUCUUUGUGAUAGGCAACACUAGUCUACUGUUUUACGCUCGGUCAGACGCCGCAGCUGCGUUUGAGGUGCCCGCCUUGAUGAAUGGAUCUUCCACUCUGCCUGUACUCCGUGUCGGCGAUUGCGCAAUCUUCGAUCAGGACCAAGUAGAGUCACAUCGACGCUUCCCACUGGUACAAGAGCACCCGAGGUUCGUGCAGUCCUUGGAUAUGGCUAUGCAAGGCUCGGUAUUAAGUAGGUAUACAUAG
Messenger RNA from Eremothecium gossypii ATCC 10895, 610 nucleotides. It is a transcript of the gene EST3, whose product is annotated as telomerase subunit EST3. Lineage: Eukaryota; Fungi; Ascomycota; Saccharomycetes; Saccharomycetales; Saccharomycetaceae. Gene Ontology annotation, molecular function: telomeric repeat DNA binding. Gene Ontology annotation, cellular component: telomerase holoenzyme complex; chromosome, telomeric region. The transcript has a single exon. Gene Ontology annotation, biological process: telomere maintenance via telomerase. The record is from RefSeq and is marked provisional.